Phanerochaete carnosa HHB-10118-sp is the source of this 1956-nucleotide messenger RNA. RefSeq lists its product as uncharacterized. Bases 315 to 1910 code for a protein of 531 amino acids. Gene Ontology annotation, molecular function: transmembrane transporter activity. Gene Ontology annotation, cellular component: membrane. The transcript has 5 exons. Gene Ontology annotation, biological process: transmembrane transport. The record is from RefSeq and is a predicted model, not a curated record. Lineage: Eukaryota; Fungi; Basidiomycota; Agaricomycetes; Polyporales; Phanerochaetaceae.
AAAAGGUCGCGAAAGGCAGCCAACCACAUAGCCCCUUCGCAGCAGUCACUCCCGCGGCGGCGGCGGCGGCGGCAGCUACCACGACACCGUAUGUCACUUCGACUCCUCGCAAGCAACCUUCGUGAUGAUAUGUCUCGCGCAAAUUGAAAUGAAGGAUAAAUUAGAGGCCCAGGGUCUGAAACACAGACUCCGAGCCUUGUAGUACUCGCUGAUUUCCAGUCGCUCGGGCACAUCCACUUCGGGCUUGCUCAGCCGCCCGAGCUAAGGCCCUCAUAAAGGCAGCCCUGAAUUAAUGCUGCCCGCUUCUCAAUCAUAUGUACUCUGUUUCUUCAUAUCCUGCUACAUCUCGAUCCGAUGACCUCGUCAUCGACGUCCCGCCGUCCUCGGCCGAGACGGUAUCGCCUCUCGAGGAGAAAGAAAGUGCACUGCUGCACCAUGAGCUGACAAUGCCGCGCAAGAUCUUGAUCAUGGCGUCCCUUGUCGGGACACAGCUUGUACAGACAAUUGCAUUCGGCGGCGGCCUCGAAGCUGGCCUGGUCAUCCCCCCAAGGCUAGGCGUGUCCUCUCCUGGAGCAACUGCAUGGAUAGCAGCUUCUUAUCCACUUACACAGGGCGCCUUUAUUCUUCCCGGCGGACAGCUCGGCGCAAUCUACGGUCACUACAACAUGCUUCUCAUCGGCGCCAUAAUCUGGGUCGCCUUCACGCUCGGGAGCGGCUUUGCGCCGACGUUUGUCUCGCUCUGUGUGCUCCGUGGGUGCGCAGGACUUGGCGGCGGGAUCAUGGUUCCGAACUGCGUUGCUCUUCUCUGCAUCACCUUCCCGCCUGGCGCGAUGCGCAACAUCGCACUUGGCCUCUUUGGAGCCGCCGCGCCCAUUGGCGCCGCCGGAGGUGGCGCCCUCUGUGGGCUCAUCAUUCAGUUCGCGCCAUGGAAGUGGAUGUUUUUCUUCCUGACCUUACUAGGUGUCGCUGUCUUCGGGGUAGCGUUCAUCUCCACUCCAAGGGACGAGUCUCUUGCACCUGAUGACGAGGUCGAUGUUGUUGGUAGCGCACUUGGUGUCUGUGCGCUCUUCCUAUUCAACUUUAUUUGGAACCAAGCGACCGUCGUCGGAUGGGAGAGGAUAUACGAAUACGUCCUUCUCAUUAUUUCAAUCCUAUGUGCCGUCGCUUUUGUCAUCUGGGAAGCCCGUUUCGCCCGAGAUCCCAUCCUUCCGCUCGGGAUAUGGACCCGACCGUCGUUUGGAGCCAUCGUCGGUGUCGUCUUCCUCUCACUCAUGGGCUUCGCUAUCUUCGUGUGGUACCUUAUGUCUUGGGAGUACAAUAUCCGCAGGUAUACGCCGACGGCAACGGGCGCGUCACUCGCCCCAUUCAUCCUCGUCUCGGGCGUGGGGGCAGUUGUCGGUGCGCUGCUCGUCGCGCGCAUUCGUAUCGAGUACAUCAUGGCCCUCGGAAUCGCGUCGAUCCUCGUUGCGAAUAUAAUCGCUGCCACGAUGCCAACGCACCAGGUAUACUGGGCGCAAGCCUUCCCUGCGGCCAUUGUCGCUGGCGCCGGCCCCGACCUGCUCGUCACUGCAGCGCAAAUCAUUGCCGCCAACUCCGUGCGCCGUGCUGAGCAGGGCGUCGCGGGAUCGCUCAUCGGUGUUAUGCAGACGUACGGGCUGUCAACCGGCCUUGGCUUCGCGGGUACCGUCGAGACGCACGUCAAUGAUAGCGGACGCAACCCCGUCAAGGGAUAUCGUGGAGCGCUGUUCCUGGGCAUUGGGUUCUCUGCCCUAGCCUUGAUCAUCAAUAUUCUCUUUGUGCGCAUGCCAGCAGAUACGAAGGAGGGCUGGAAUGAGGAUGAUUUGAAGCGGCGGGAGAGCAAAUUUUCGGAGCAGGUCCCUCCUGAGAAGGUCGGAAAGCUAGAAAUAUAGAUCAUCCAGGCCUUUCACACUCUGCCAAAAAAUAAUAGACUGUAUA